This is a messenger RNA of Penicillium daleae, 996 nucleotides long. RefSeq names its product putative C2H2 finger domain protein (Kin17). Lineage: Eukaryota; Fungi; Ascomycota; Eurotiomycetes; Eurotiales; Aspergillaceae. The transcript has 6 exons. The coding region runs from base 1 to 996 and encodes 331 amino acids. Gene Ontology annotation, cellular component: nucleus. Gene Ontology annotation, biological process: DNA damage response; DNA replication. Gene Ontology annotation, molecular function: double-stranded DNA binding. The record is from RefSeq and is a predicted model, not a curated record.
AUGCCACGCGCAGAGGCCGGUAGCACCAAGGCCAUUUCAAAUAAUAUCAAGAGCAAAGGACUGGGCAGAUUGAGAUGGUACUGCCAGGCAUGCGAACGGCAAAUGCGGGACGAGAACGGCUUCAAGUGCCACGUCCAAAGCGAAGCGCAUGUCCGGCAAAUGCUGCUCAUCGGCGAAGAUCCCAAGAAACACAUUAAACAAUUCUCCAACGAGUUCUUGAAGAACUUCAUCGACCUUUUGAAAACAACACACGGAGAGAAGCAAGUCAACGCCAAUCAUUUCUACCAGCAAGUCAUCGCGGACAAGACCCACAUCCAUAUGAACUCCACGGAAUGGAAAUCGCUCUCAGCUUUCACCGCACACUUGGGGAGGAAUGGAAUUUGUCGAGUGGAGGAGACUGAGAAAGGUCUAUUCAUAUCAUGGAUCGAUAAUAGCCCAGAGACAAUGCGCAGACGCGAGGCGAUCAUGAAGAAAGAACGACAAGAUAAAGGCGACGAAGAGCGUGAGCAGCGCUUGAUUCAGGAGCAAGUUGAACGCGCGCAGCGCAAUGCAAAAGAAAAAGAGAAAGAAGAAACUGCAGAGGAAAGGUUGCUACAGCGGGAAGAAGGCGAAAAAGUCAAGUUGAAUUUCGGGUUCAGCGCAAAGCCAAAGCCCGAUGCCAACACGGUCUCACCUUCGGCGGCGGCGGCAGCGACGGCGGAAUCUUCUGAUGCCAAGGAUUCUCCUGCUCCGACAGACAGAGAAGCGUCAACUCCAACUACCUCUCGGGCCCCUACCAAGAUUUCCAUGUCAUUCGGCGGCGCACAAAAGCCGAAGAACGUGUUUGCCUCGGGCCCGAAAAAGAACCCCCUAGCUGGGAAGAAGGGACCUGUGAUGGCGCAGCCCAAGAAGAUGACCGAGCAAGAGAGGAUCAUGAAAGCCGAGAUGGACGCUGCCGAACGCAAGCGCUCCAGACCGGACUCUGUCUUUAACUCUAAGCGGCCGAAGCUUGCAUAG